CCCCCAGCACGGUCUCCGCUCUCCUGUGAGGAGCCGCGAACCCUCUGGAAAGCGCAGUCGGAAAGUUGUCGGUGGCGGUGUCCUGUGCGCCCGGUUGUGUAACCUCGGCACUGACCAGCCGGACGGGGAAGUUGCUGGCCCGGCAGCCAGCCCGGCUUUGUCGCGGCCGCGGGCGGAUUUCAUGGCCCGUGGCGAACGCGGGGCUGGAGCCGGUGUGGGUGAGCCCGCGUGUGCCCCCUCCGGUGGGGAUCCCAGGUGCCCGCUCCCUCGCUUUUCCGAUGCUCGGUGCGCCCCUCGCCGCUGCCGCCCUCUCGCCGCUACUUGCCCCUAGGAGCCGCCGCGUAAGUCGGGGAAGGAGAGAAUGACCGAGGUGCUGUGGCCGGCUGUCCCCAAUGGGACGGACGCUACCUUCCUGGCCGGCCAGGGUUUGCCCUGGGGGAACAGCACCGCAGCCUCCACCGCUGCUGUCGCAGCAGCCUCGUUCGCAUGCUCGCUGACCAAGACGGGCUUCCAGUUCUACUACCUGCCGGCUGUCUACAUCUUGGUGUUCAUUAUCGGCUUCUUGGGCAACAGCGUGGCGAUCUGGAUGUUUGUCUUCCACAUGAAGCCGUGGAGCGGCAUCUCCGUGUACAUGUUCAACUUGGCCCUGGCCGACUUCUUGUACGUGCUGACUCUGCCCGCGCUCAUCUUCUACUACUUCAAUAAGACGGACUGGAUCUUCGGGGAUGCCAUGUGCAAGCUGCAGAGGUUCAUCUUCCAUGUGAACCUCUAUGGCAGCAUCCUGUUCCUAACCUGCAUCAGCGCGCACCGGUACAGCGGCGUGGUGUACCCGCUCAAGUCUCUGGGCCGGCUCAAGAAGAAGAACGCAGUCUAUAUCAGCGUGCUGGUGUGGCUCAUCGUGGUGGUGGGCAUCUCCCCCAUCCUCUUCUACUCAGGCACCCAGGUCCGGAAAAACAAAACCAUCACCUGCUACGACACCACCUCCGACGAGUACCUGCGGAGUUAUUUCAUCUACAGCAUGUGCACAACCGUGGCCAUGUUCUGUGUCCCCUUGGUAUUGAUUCUGGGCUGUUACGGAUUAAUUGUGAGGGCUUUGAUCUACAACGAUCUGGACAACUCGCCUCUGAGGAGGAAAUCCAUUUACCUGGUGAUUAUUGUACUGACUGUCUUUGCUGUCUCUUACAUCCCUUUCCAUGUGAUGAAAACGAUGAAUUUGAGGGCCCGGCUGGAUUUUCAGACCCCAGAAAUGUGUGCUUUCAAUGACAGGGUUUAUGCCACUUAUCAGGUGACAAGAGGUCUAGCAAGUCUCAACAGUUGUGUGGACCCCAUUCUCUAUUUCUUGGCAGGAGAUACUUUCAGGAGGAGACUCUCCAGAGCCACUAGGAAAGCUUCCAGAAGAAGUGAGGCAAAUUUGCAAUCCAAGAGUGAAGACAUGACCCUCAAUAUUUUAUCUGAAUUCAAGCAGAAUGGAGAUACAAGCUUGUGAGGAUGCAAGAAUCACCGAACACUCACUUUUGUAACAUGGUAGGAUGCUUAAUAGAGCCAAGUGCUUUUUUCCCCUUUAAGUUUCUAGUAAGCUUAGAGAAAACUAAGUCCAAGAAAAUAGUGAGUUUAAAAAAAAUGAAAACACCCACCCCUACAUUUGGCUCGUUUGGGUUCCUUUUCAAGGCCUCCCUUUCUAAAUAGAAGUGUGUAAAAUAAAAUUAUCCUAUCCUACUUAAACAUUUACUUUCUCAUCUGCCUUUAAAAUUUACAAGCUUUUCUGUUUAAAGUGCACUUGAGUACUAGAGCUAUUUUGAUAUUAAUAAUUUCUCCAAGGAAACU
Messenger RNA from Odobenus rosmarus divergens (Pacific walrus), 1824 nucleotides. RefSeq names its product purinergic receptor P2Y, G-protein coupled, 1 (gene P2RY1). Gene Ontology annotation, cellular component: plasma membrane. The transcript has a single exon. The record is from RefSeq and is a predicted model, not a curated record. Bases 362 to 1486 code for a protein of 374 amino acids. Gene Ontology annotation, molecular function: A1 adenosine receptor binding; G protein-coupled ATP receptor activity; ATP binding. Lineage: Eukaryota; Metazoa; Chordata; Mammalia; Carnivora; Odobenidae. Gene Ontology annotation, biological process: relaxation of muscle; platelet activation; phospholipase C-activating G protein-coupled receptor signaling pathway.